Diuraphis noxia (Russian wheat aphid) is the source of this 504-nucleotide messenger RNA. RefSeq names its product small ribonucleoprotein particle protein SmF (gene SmF). The record is from RefSeq and is a predicted model, not a curated record. Gene Ontology annotation, biological process: spliceosomal snRNP assembly; mRNA splicing, via spliceosome. Gene Ontology annotation, cellular component: catalytic step 2 spliceosome; U1 snRNP; pICln-Sm protein complex. Gene Ontology annotation, molecular function: RNA binding. NCBI's taxonomy places the organism in Eukaryota, Metazoa, Arthropoda, Insecta, Hemiptera, Aphididae.
AGAAAAGAUGAUGGCAGCCGGCAGAACGUGAAAAAUGAAAAUAUAUUGUUUAUUUGUUUAUAUAUUAGUUUGAUUUUGAUAAUCUUAACUUUUCAACUUUCAAGCAGGCGCGUGAAUUCAAUAAUUAUUGUAAAAGAACUAUAAUCAAAUAACAAACAUAACCAUGGCUACUAUGCCAGUAAAUCCAAAACCAUACCUUAAUGGUCUUAUGGGUAAAACCAUAAUCGUUAAGCUUAAAUGGGGUCACGAAUAUAAAGGAUUUUUGGUGUCCACUGACAAUUAUAUGAAUAUACAAUUAGCUAGUGCUACAGAAUUUGUGGAGGGUAGUGAACCAGCUCUAUUGGGCGAAAUUAUGAUUAGGUGUAAUAAUGUUCUGUACAUUAGAUCAGUUGAUGAUGAAAAUGAAGAGGCUGAUACUGAGAUGAAAGAAUGAAUUAGGUAAUAAAAACUCAACCAAAUUUUCAAAAUAAAUUUAACUUUAUUUUUAAAUAUAUAUAUAUUUAA